AUGUAUUUCCCGCCGUUUGGGGGAAUGGGCCAGCCCCUCGGCUCGUUCGAGCAGAGCUUUCACGUGUACCCCGUCUCCUUCAUAGAUAAGGCUCAUUUGGAGAAUGGAGAUAAAGUCAUCAUGCCGCCCUCUGCCCUCGACAGGCUAGCAUCACUCCACAUAGAUUACCCCAUGCUGUUCGAGGUGCACAACGCAGCGGCCAACCGCACGUCACACUGUGGCGUGUUGGAGUUUAUCGCAGAAGAGGGUUAUGUGUACAUGCCGUAUUGGAUGAUGCAGAAUCUGCUGCUCCAGGAGGGGGACAUAGUGCGGUUCCGAAAUGCCACCCUCCCCAAGGGAACCUACGUGAAGCUGCAGCCACACACCAAGGACUUUCUCGAUAUCUCCAACCCCAAGGCCGUGCUCGAGAUGACUCUGCGAAGCUUCUCCUGCUUGACGAAGGGGGAGAGCAUCAUGGUGGCAUACAACAACAAGCGCUACUUCAUAGACGUGGUGGAUGCGCGCCCAGCUGCAGCCAUCUCCAUUAUCGAGACGGAUUGUGAAGUGGACUUUGCGCCGCCCCUCGAUUAUGUGGAGCCGGAACGAGUGCCUACACCCGUUAAAGCACCUGCUGCUGCUGCUGCUGCUGCCGGCGGCUCUGAAGCUGGAGGGAAGAAGGGCGCUGGGAAGGACGGAAAAGCAGAAGCAGCCCCCCCACCCGAGGAGCCCGCCUUCACGCCAUUCGUCGGCACCGGCAGGCGAUUGGACGGCCGCCCAGCAGCCUCCCCCUCCUCCCCUGCCACGUCAGCAGCUGCCACGUCAGCAGCAUCCAGGGAGGGCGUAUCUGGGGCAGGCGGGGCCAGUGGGGCUCGUAGCAGUGGUGGUGGCGCUGGGAGUAGUAGUGCGGGUGGUGCUGCUGGUGCUGCCGGUGCAGCGAGUGGGGGAAGGAAGGAGGGUCGGCUGGUGUUUGGGUCGGGAGACGGAGCACCACGAGCGGGUCCCAAGGGCAAGGCUGUGCUGAUAGUGGGUGGUUCGAGCGGCAUAGGGCUGUGCAUGGGAGAACUGGUUGUGCUUUCCUUCGCUUGUGGCACUCCCUCACUGCUGCGCCUUCCACGUGCCUACCCUAUUCCGUCCCACACCCCACAGGGAAAGACCGUGCUGAUAGUGGGUGGUUCGAGCGGCAUUGGGGGCAAGGCUGUGCUGAUAGUGGGUGGUUCGAGCAGCAUAGGGCUGUGCAUGGGGGAACUGGCACUGCCUUCCUUCGCUUGUGGCGCUCCCUCUCUGCUGCGCCUUCCACGUGCCUACCCCAUUCCGUCCCACACCCCACAGGGCAAGGCCGUGCUGAUAGUGGGUGGUGGGUGGGUUGAGCGGCAUUGGGCUGGCAAGGCCGUGCUGAUAGUGGGUGGUUCGAGCGGUAUAGGGCUGUGCAUGGGGGAGUUGGCAGUGCGGCAGGGGGCGAGGGUGGCGAUUGUUGCGCGCAACAAGGAGAGACUGGCCUCAGCACACAAGCAGCUAGAAGCCUUGCUUCCACCUGAUACGCCCUCAUCCGAUUUCCUCUUGUCUGUGGCGGCCGAUGCGGCGAAUCCGGACGAUGCAAAGAGAGCCGUUGAUCAGGUGGUGGCCGCGUUUGGACGGCUGGAUGUGGUGAUUUGCUGCCAGGGGCAGAGCACCCCGCAUCAAUUUGAGUUUGAUACUGUGGAGAACCAGCAACAGCUCAUGAAUGUCAACUACUGGGCGUCGGUGUAUGUGAUCCGAGCAGCCCUGCCAGCAGUGAAGAGGGCUGGCAAGGAGGGACGGAUAAUGCUGGUGUCGUCACAAGCAGGGCAGGUGGGUAUCUAUAGCUACACAGCCUACUCGGCCGCGAAAUUCGCUUUAAGAGGGCUGGCAGAGGCGCUGCAGAUGGAGCUGGAGCACGUGGGGACGCGGGUGGUGAUGCUGUUCCCUCCUGACACUGACACACCUCAAUUGCAGCAAGAGAACGAGACCAAGCCAGCGGUCACCAAGGCAAUCACAGCAGGCAACAAGCCCUUCCCUCCCAUGGCGGUCGCGAGAGCUGCGAUCUCAGCCGUCGAACGGGGAGAUUUCCUCGCUCCUGUCGGAUUCGACGGCUGGAUGCUCAGCAUCGCCACUGCAGCAUCGCCACCGCAGGUGAGUGAGUCAGCUGCUGCUGCUCUUGUGGCGUAUUUCUGCCCUUCAGGAAUAUCUCUCUGCUUCUGCUCCCCAUCACCCCCGCUACCCUCCACAUACCAUCCCCGCCCUUUCCUCUCCAUCCCCAUCUUUUCUUUCGCCGCGGCUAUUCCGCAACCGGCGCCGCCAGAAGCGGAGAAGAAGCAGCCAAUCAGCGACCUCGUGUGGCCCGCCGUCGGAGCGUUCGUGUCCUUUGCAGGGUUCGCGUUAGCAGACCACCUGUUACAGUCACACGGCCUUACAGUCUCCCUUGGAUCCUUCGGUGCUGUCUGCUGCCUCCUCUUCGCCGCGCCGCAAGCAGCCGUCUCCCAGCGCAAGACCAUCCUGAUAGCCCACGUGGGAACGGCGCUCAUAGGAGUGGCGCUCUUCUGCCUGCUGGGGCCGUCUUGGCUCGCCAAGGCCACAGCAGUUGCUGCCUCUAUUGCGUUCAUGCAAUUCACCAACUCCGUCCACCCCCCUGCUGCCGGCCUCCCGCUUAUUUUCCUCGACGCCCCCAAGUUUCAUCGCCUCAAAUGGUGGUACCCACUCUUUCCAGGCCUUGUGGGCUGCCUCUGGCUUUUCCUUGUG
Molecule: messenger RNA, 2733 nt
Organism: Closterium sp. Naga37s-1
Lineage: Eukaryota; Viridiplantae; Streptophyta; Zygnematophyceae; Desmidiales; Closteriaceae
Source: the annotation of a GenBank genome assembly